CGCAGACUCCUCUCUGACACCCCUUAUCCUUUUUUUGACAGCGGGUAUUUCCUCCGGUCUUUUCGACUUCACGUAAAGAUAUUCGGUAACAGAAGAUGAGACACGUUAACAGCGGACAUCUUUCCGUUUGAAACCCUUUGAAACGGGACCGCUGUCUUCUAGAAGAGGCUCGUUUUCACCCACCACAUGUUCCUUCGGCAGCUGAGCUCCUCAUUCCUUCCCCACAGCCGUCCUGCUCUCUGCAGGGCCGGCUUCAGUGGUGCCUCCUCCUCGUACCUCCCUCACUUCCUCCCCGCUCCUCACCCAUGGUGGUCGGCGCAGAGAUUUCCCCCCUGGCCUCCUGGACUCCCCCCCUCUCACCCUGCGGCACACCAGGUUUACUCCAGUAGGACGUUUCACACUCGGAGCAUUUACUCAGGGGACUUUGGAGGAAGCAGGCGAUCGUUCCACGCGUCGGCCGGCCUCAUGAUGGAGCGGCACGACCGAGACAGAGGGCCUCCUCAGAAACGGAGGAAGAGCGUGGAGGAGAAGAGGAGCCUUGAAGAAAGAGGAGGGGCCGCUGGAGGCUCAAAGAGGGAGCACCAUCAGCCGGAUUCAAGCACAGACGGUCGCCCUCGUCCGAACCACAACCUCAGAGAUGGAAGUCGAGACAGAGGGAGGAACGGGGCGGUCAGUCAAGAAAACUGCAGAGACAGAGAAGAAGAAAGGACUCAAAGUAAAGAGAGACAGAAAAGAGGUGAAACCUCAUCUCAUUGGAGGAGCCCACAUCAGCAUGGAGGACACAGAGACUACAAGUCCAAACCUGAACAGGAGAAAGUUCCCACGCACAGACAACCAAACCCCUGGUUCAAAGAGAGGAGUGAAGAGGGAGGACGUGAGAGGACGAGUGAAGGACGAGUGAAGGACGGAUGGCGGGGAGAGGGAGCAAACAGAGAGCCUCCUCCACCUGGAUCCUGCCCGCCUGUCCCCCAACAGGAAGACGUUACAUCAAGGAAGCCUCUUGAGAGACGCUGGGAGCCCUCGCCCUCGGCCUGCACUUCCUACCCCUUGCCACCAGGGUGCAGCACGGCGUUUGACUUCUCGGUGAUGUCCUAUAACAUCCUGUCUCAGGAGCUGCUGCAGGAUAACGCCUACCUGUACCGACACUGUCACCCCGGCGUGCUGCCGUGGAAACACAGACUGCCCAACCUGCUGGCUGAGAUCCAGCAGUACGACGCUGAUAUUCUUUGUCUUCAGGAGGUCCAGGAAGACCACUAUGAGAACCAGAUCAAACCUGCUCUACAAGCACUGGGGUAUCAGUGUGAGUACAAGAAGCGAACAGGAAGUAAACCAGACGGCUGCGCUGUCAUCUUCAAAUCCUCCCGCCUCUCCCUCCUCUCCUCCAAUCCCGUCGAGUACUUGCGACCCGGCGACGCCCUCCUGGACCGGGACAACGUUGGAUUGGUUCUGCUGCUGCGGCCCAACGACGCCACCGCGGCUCAGCCGGAUCCCUCCGCCUUCAUCUGCGUCGCCAACACUCACCUGCUCUACAACCCUCGCCGCGGGGACAUCAAACUGGCUCAGCUGGCCAUCCUGCUGGCCGAGAUCAGACGCUUGUCCCGCCGCUCGGACGGGUCGACCAGUCCGGUGGUGCUGUGCGGGGACUUUAACUCCACCCCCUGGAGUCCGCUGUACAGCUUCCUGACCACCGGCUGCCUGGACUACAGAGGGAUGCAGAUCGGCAUGGUGUCCGGUCAGGAGAGCAACCCCAGAGGUCAGAGACUCCUCCCCUCACCCAUCUGGUCUAACUGUUUGGGGAUCGACCAUCAGUGUCAGUACAACAAACCCUCUGCGGACUCCAGCAGCCCGACAGCAGUAGAAGAAACGAUCUCGACUCUGACUGUAGAAGACCUCGCCAACACAGCUGCUGCUGCUGCUGCUGCUGCUUACAACAGAGCGAGGAUCGAGCACGGCCUGAAGCUGCAGUCGUCCUACCAGCACCGCCUGAUGCCUGAUGGGAGACCUGAGAUCACCACCUGUCACUCCCGCACCGCCAUGACCGUGGACUACAUUCUGUUCACACCAGAAUUCAUCACUCCUCCGUCACUUCCUGGUGGGUGGGGCCUCCAGCUCCUCGGCAGGCUGUCAUUGGUCGGCCAGUCAGAGCUGGAGGAAGUCGACGGCCUCCCGAAUCGGCAUCACUCGUCCGAUCACCUCCCGCUUCUCACCCGCUUCCGCUUACGGCGAUGACCCCCGGGGGGAGUGAAGUUCUCGUGUGGUGAUACCUCGAGGGUCAGAGACGCCAAUAAAAACACAACAAGGGCGUUUAAAGAAGACGAACAUGACUCUAAGAAAGACGGCUGGAAAACAGAAGAACGUUUACAGAGCUUUGGGUUGUGGGUUUGUUUCCUGCAGGUCACUUUGAGUAGAAACAAACCUGAUCCACUCAAACACUCUGAUAUCCCCUAAACUCAAUAUCGAAUGUGUUGAAUCCACAGGAAGGCCCACAGUGUCGCUCAGGUACUGACAUAUGGAGACAUAAAGAGUUAACGCUCUACUGCAGCUCGUCCCAUUUUGUUAAUUUCUGAAAGUUUUCAUACAAACAUUUGACAGCUUUUCAAAUAUUUGUAAUUACUUUGACGUUCCUCCGUUCAGUUUCUGCAUCAUCUUCUGGAGAGGUGGAUCUCAUUUCAAUCACAAAGUUAACCGUUUGACAUGAAGUUGAAGAUGAAUCUAAAAGUGCACGAGGAUAUUUCAGUUCUUUAUCUGAUUGUGACAAACGAUUGAUCAGUUUCAGGGUAUGAAAAAAAAAACACAAGGAUUGUUUUACGCCUCGUGUCCACCUGGAGUUUUUUUCCGGUCAGAAAAGCGUUCGGGAGUGUUUGCAUGAAGCGCUGAGACGAAAAGCGCUGCGCGUCCGUCCUGUCUCCAUGACAACAGUCUGUUGACAAACGGUCGCUGUAUGGCCGACACUGCUCCGUUCCUUUUUAGAAAAUAGAUAUAUUUGAGAUUUGAGUUUUUUCAGCCGAUUAGACUCGGAGUAAAGAGGAUUUGAGUACAAGACACGAUCUGUAGGCGGCAAAACUACGGGGAAUAUCAAACAUUUGGAAAAGAGCGCCGGUGACGUCGACAGCGCCUUUCUGAAAAGUUGAACGAUUUUUAACUUGAGCGCUCGGAGCGGCCGCACAAGACAGGGAUGAACACUUCUCCAGGUGGCCACUUUCUGCUCUACUCAUUGAAAACAAAUGAAAAAAAGAACGCUAGGUGGGCCUUACUCUGUUCAUGCAUUUUAUCAAAGGAGCUGCAAACGUUUAACAGAUUUUAGAAACAGACUGCACGUAACAACAUUUAUCCUUUUAAAGCGCGGUCCUCAGCUGGUCUGGCCUCAGGACGCACCACCAACUACUUCACAACAAGCAGAGACUUUACUCUUUUUAGACGUAUUUCAACCAAUCAGAUUUAUUUAGUGAAAAAAGAAAGCAGUUUGGACCAAGAAACAUGAGACAGAACAAAGAGACGUGUUAAAAAGAAAUCGUCUGUUUUCUGUUUUAAAGCUCCUGUGAGCAGUUUUUAUCUGGUACUGAAACAGACUGAAAUGAUUUUGAAGUCUGGAUAUGAGAUACAAAAGCAGAUGAGACCAUCAGCAUGAAGACUGACUGUUUCUAUGAAGUUAUUUUUAAUUGUCUGAAACCCUACGCUGCAGGGUAGGUGUCCAAAUGAUUUACUGCAUGCUGCAGA
Molecule: messenger RNA, 3717 nt
Organism: Labrus mixtus (cuckoo wrasse)
Lineage: Eukaryota; Metazoa; Chordata; Actinopteri; Labriformes; Labridae
Gene: angel2
Product: angel homolog 2 (Drosophila)
Exons: 9
Coding region: 187-2229 (680 amino acids)
Biological process (GO): 3'-UTR-mediated mRNA stabilization
Molecular function (GO): mRNA 3'-UTR binding; 3'-5'-RNA exonuclease activity
Source: RefSeq, a predicted model, not a curated record